GGUAGUGCUCACCUCGAGAAAAGUUGGAACGGAGAGCGAACAGAGUGAUCUGAGAGAGAGAGAGAGAGCGAGAGAGGGAAAUAGAGCGAGAGAUUGAGACAGAGGAGAGGGAGGAGAGAGAGAGAGAGAGAGAGACGGGGGGAGAUCUCCCUCGUGAUACCCUCUCGAUUACGGCCUAUACAGCAUAGCGCGAGAGAGAGAGAGAGAGAGAGAGACGAGGAGGAGGAGAAGGCCAACAAAAAGGCACGGCGAGCACGUAUAAAGUCCCAACCAAAUCUCUCUUCUUACUUCUCGAGACGAUUCCCUCCACCCUCUCAUUUGCUUUAAGCGACUCUUUUUCUCAGAUAAGAGAUUGGAGCUCGAAGGGAUGGCGUGUGGCGAGGAUAAGGAGCAGGACCCUCGCAUCCAAGGAAUAGCCGCUUCCAUCCGCGUCGUCCCCGAUUUCCCCAAGAAAGGAAUUAUGUUUCAAGACAUCACGACGCUGCUGCUCGAUCCAAAAGCGUUCAAGAACACGGUGGACUUGUUCGUGGAGCGGUACUCGGGGAAGAAUAUCUCCGUUGUGGCUGGAAUUGAAGCCAGAGGCUUUAUUUUUGGUCCACCAAUUGCUUUAGCGAUUGGAGCAAAAUUUGUUCCUUUGAGAAAGCCAAGAAAAUUACCAGGUGAAGUCAUUUCGGAAAAGUAUGUUCUGGAAUAUGGAACUGACUGUCUUGAAAUGCAUGUCGGGGCAAUCCAACCUUGUGAUCGUGCUUUGGUUGUUGAUGAUUUGGUAGCAACUGGAGGAACCCUUCGGGCUGCUAUGAAUUUACUUGAGCGGGCUGGGGCUGAGGUGGUCGAAUGUGCAUGCGUUAUUGAACUGCCCGAAUUGAAGGGCCGCGAAAGGUUGAAUGGCAAACCCCUCUACGUACUGAUGGAGUCCAGAUGAUGGUGAUCUUCUUGGUUGAUGCCUCCGCUGCUGCUUCUCUGUUCUUCUUCCCAAUAUGUAGUCAUGAGAGAACCAUUUGUUGUUCCACAAAUGUUGUCUCUUUCUUCUGUGCUGCAUUGUCAUCAAUGGGAACUACAAAAUGGCAACUACAUCAAGCUUUUCUGUUUCCUAUUCUUACAUAUGCUAUUGACCAGAAAACACAGCAGUCUGUAAUUAGCAGCUUGAAUUCUCAGUUUUUGAUUGAUACUUCA
This is a messenger RNA of Musa acuminata AAA Group (dessert banana), 1173 nucleotides long. RefSeq names its product adenine phosphoribosyltransferase 4-like. Gene Ontology annotation, molecular function: adenine phosphoribosyltransferase activity. Gene Ontology annotation, cellular component: cytosol; cytoplasm. The record is from RefSeq and is a predicted model, not a curated record. The transcript has 7 exons. Lineage: Eukaryota; Viridiplantae; Streptophyta; Magnoliopsida; Zingiberales; Musaceae. Gene Ontology annotation, biological process: adenine salvage. Bases 368 to 922 code for a protein of 184 amino acids.